AGAAGAUGAACAUCUGCAACAAACCUCCUAAUAAGACAGCUCCAGAAAAGGCGGGUGAAGCAACUGCUGAGGUCCAAUCUCAGCAUGCCCGAAGGAAUGGCUGGAGCUGGCCUCUACAUCCCUUCCAGGUUAUUGCCUGGCUGUUAUAUCUCUUCUUUGCUCUGAUUGGUUUCGGAAUCCUUGUGCCUCUCUUGCCUCACCACUGGGUGCCUGCUGGAUACAUUUGUCCAGGAGUGUUUUUUAUCUGCCACCUAGUGGUUCAUUUCACUGCAGUCUCCAUUGAUCCAGCUGAUGCCAAUGUGCGAGAGAAUAAGUACCUAGGAAAGCUGGCCACUUUCAGCCGUAACCAACAUGCUCAUGUCAUCGAAAACCGUCACUGCCAUGUCUGUGAUGUGGAUGUAAGCUCCAAGUCGAAACACUGUGGAACCUGCAACAAGUGUGUAUGUGGCUUUGAUCACCAUUGCAAAUGGCUCAAUAACUGCGUGGGGGAGAGGAACUACUGGCUCUUUCUGAACAGCGUGGUAUCUGCCAUCCUGGGCCUCGCCCUCCUGUUGCUCAUUGCAUUCUAUGUCUUUGUGGAGUUCUUCAUUAACCCCAUGAUGCUGCGCACCAACCAGCACUUGGAAGUAUUAAAGAACGACACGGACAUCUGGUUUGUGUUUCUACCUGCAGCACCCAUCGAGACCCAAGCUCCUGCCAUUUUGGUCUUAGCUGGGAUUCUCAUUCUUCUGGGCCUGCUGACUGUGAUCCUGUUAGGGCACCUGCUGAUCUUUCACAUCUAUCUUAUGUGGAACAAACUGACCACCUACGAGUACAUUGUGCAGCAGCGUCCCCGACAAGAGAUGAAAGAGGUCAACAAACAGCUGGAGUCUUGUCCUCCCCCAGUGAGACCUACUCAGGAGGUGGAUUUUUAUGCAGGAAAACUUGGCUACACCAACCCUGAGAUACAAGUGGAAGACUCGUCAACAGUAACAUCAGGCAGAAACCUUUCAAAGUUUGGUGUCCACAGUAGUGGAGCAGACCCCGAGCUCAACUCUUCUCCUGAGCUCCCAGCUCUUCAGUCCAUAGUCCACACCCAGCAGCAGAAGAAGAGGAAGAAGAAGAAGGUGCAUAAGGUUACAUCCUCAGACAUGGAUGAAAAAUCCAAGACAAGCAGUCAGCCCAGGUGCCCUCUCCCAGCUACCCAAACAGAAUUUUCAGCCACUGCUACCAUCUCAUCAUCCUCCCACAGCCUUCAUCUCCCUAUGCCAGCUUUCCCUCACAGAGCUGCUAUGCCUGCAAGCAGCAUUGGCCAUGUCCAGGCAGCUGGACCUCCUGUUGAAUACCACUCAGAGUCUGCAGAGUCCAUGGAUGAGAUCCCUGUGGCUCAGACCCGCCUCGGGAGCGCUUCCCCUAUGAGGGCUUCCAACAAAAGCCUUAACAACUUUCACCAUCAUUCCUUGUCCACAGCACAUGCCAGAGGUGAUGGGGAGAAGAAUCUAUAUCCUGGGCACCUGCUAAAAAGGAAAAGGUGCCAGAGAGCCAGUGAUGGGCAACAAGAGCUGGAACUGCUCUCUAAGAUACCUGCUGUGUUUGUGAGUGAGAGCAGUGGUGAGCCUCUAGUCCAACCUGGUGAGUUAGCAUCCAAGCCCCAUCACAGGAAGUGCACUAGCAAACAGCGUGUGGAUGAGCAGGACCCACCCUUGUGGGACAUGAGGACAAACACAAGAGCAGCUUAGGCAUACUCCUUCCAAAGCUUACUUUCCAGGAUUUUGUCUUCAAGGGAAGGGAAAGGAGGUUGCUCACUCCACAAACAUGUUGGUGUCCAAAGAUUUCAGAUUCUUUGAUGGAAAGAUUCUUCUUUCCAGCAGACCAAGCUGCAGAGCAGAAGGAAACCUGUUAUGCCACCUUCCUGACUGCUGCCUGCUUCAAGAUCAUCAGCAUGUGCAUCAGAGCAGGGUGAGAUGUUAGCAACUCAGCUUCCUUCCCAUUACCCUGGGGAAGCAGUGAGUGUCCUUGGGGCAUAGACUGCAAUAUGGGGACUUCAGGUGUUCCCCAAUGUCCUGGAGAGCCCAGACCCAAACUGUGGUCACCACCAGACUGCAAAGAGACAUUUAUUGCUGCCCCACCAGAAGCAAGAGUUACCAUGGUGACAGACCAGAGAAUUCUGCUUACCUUGGCACAUUACUAUGGGAUACUAUGGAAAUCUGCUUCCCCUAGGCAGCGGGACACUACCUCUCCAACUGAAACUUGUGCUGACUCCACCAACAUCCUGGCCUUCUGGAAAGUUGUUUGCCAUUAAUGUUGUUACAUGGUUUAUGUGUGAAAGAGGGGAGCAUUGAGCCCAGAUAUCUGAGGAUUGGUUUCUAACCAUCUCUAUGUAUUGGCUUAACUUGUGAAGAAUGUGUAUUGGGAUGGUUUUACCCCUCAGAGGGUUGAGUGACCCAUAUGUGCUAGCCACUGAAAUUAACAUGCUUAAAUCUCCCAAGAGGUAAUUCCUAUUAUCUCAGUCCAGAAUGCAGCUUCCCUCUUCUAUACUGCCCAAUAGUAACAAGGGUCUUUGAGCGUGAUGGGCAGCACAUGUGUGCGUGUGUGAGCAAUACCUGUAGGGCACUCAGCCUGGUAGCAGGGAUAGAGCCAUCAUACCACUGGAGUAUCACUGCUAGGUAAUGCCCUUGUAGCAUUGUUUCCACUUCUUUCAUCUGUCAUUGUCUAUAUCUGUCAUCUAGGUGAAAUUCACCUUGUGCAAACUUGGCUUGAAAUGAUCAGAAGGCUGAUUACUCCCAUUGGCCUGGAAAGGGCUGGAAAAUUCUCUCAAACAGUAGCCACUGAAUCACAACUUAUUCCUUUUUGUUCCCUCCUCAUGCAACAAUAUUCUGAGUCUUGUUGUGUGGAGCUCCAUAAUUAGUUCUGUCCACAAUAAAAAUUUUCUAUGACCUUUGCUAA
Molecule: messenger RNA, 2925 nt
Organism: Dermochelys coriacea (leatherback sea turtle)
Lineage: Eukaryota; Metazoa; Chordata; Testudines; Dermochelyidae
Gene: ZDHHC1
Product: zinc finger DHHC-type containing 1
Exons: 12
Coding region: 6-1718 (570 amino acids)
Biological process (GO): peptidyl-L-cysteine S-palmitoylation; protein targeting to membrane
Cellular component (GO): Golgi apparatus; endoplasmic reticulum
Molecular function (GO): protein-cysteine S-palmitoyltransferase activity
Source: RefSeq, a predicted model, not a curated record